AUGUCUUCACAAGAAACCAUCACCCUACGCACCAUUGGAGCGGCGUCAACCGCCUUGGCCAUUAGCUCCGCCAGCUUGAACGCCUCGCUGACCUUGUUCACGAUCCCACGAUGUCUAGAGCUUCCACCGCCCCUCAAUGCUCAGAUCUGGGCAAACAUGUUCAGGGUGACCAAAUGGGCAGUUCCCAUACCAAUGUUGAUUAGCGGUGCGGGUUACUACUACUUGGCCUGGACACAGCGGAAUAUCCCAUCAACAAUCGUGGUGCUUCCGACGAUCAACACACUUUUAGAGAAAUUGGCAUCUUGGAAAGAUGCCUCAGUCCACCAGAUUCAGGAGGACGAGGAUUUGGGGACCACAGCGCAUGCUUUGAUUCGUCGUUGGAGCAUCUUGAACCUGGGCCGCGCUAUUCCGGUCAUGCUUGCAGGACUUUUGGGGCUCUAUAGCUAUUUGUGA
Pestalotiopsis fici W106-1 is the source of this 453-nucleotide messenger RNA. RefSeq lists its product as uncharacterized. The coding region runs from base 1 to 453 and encodes 150 amino acids. Lineage: Eukaryota; Fungi; Ascomycota; Sordariomycetes; Amphisphaeriales; Sporocadaceae. The record is from RefSeq and is a predicted model, not a curated record. The transcript is spliced from 2 exons.